Trifolium pratense (red clover) is the source of this 1310-nucleotide messenger RNA. Its product is annotated as phosphatidylinositol transfer protein 3. The transcript is spliced from 5 exons. NCBI's taxonomy places the organism in Eukaryota, Viridiplantae, Streptophyta, Magnoliopsida, Fabales, Fabaceae. The coding region runs from base 215 to 1003 and encodes 262 amino acids. The record is from RefSeq and is a predicted model, not a curated record.
CUUUGAAAAAGAUGAAAAUGGAAAUUUAAAUGCGGACCUAACCCAAUUGGGUAGUUGAGAGGACAUAAUACUCACGUCAAAUACUAGCCACCAAAGUUACUCAAAAACGGAUUCCACACUUAAUUUAAAAAUGCCUUCUGUAUUAUAAUAUUUUUAUGAACACCAAAGGGGCAACAAUUGGUGCUAGCUAGCUAGCUGUUGAUUCAACAAGGGAAUGGAAACACUCACCCCUGAGCCUGGAAAAUCAUCACCGCCAUUGGAUCAUCAUCAUUCCAAACAUGAUGGAGCUGCUUUGAAAGACAGCACAGAAGCAGAGCUCACCAAAAUCAGCCUCAUGAGAGCUCUUGUUGAAAGCCGUGACCCUUCUUCUAAGGAAGUAGAUGAUUUGAUGAUUAGAAGAUUUUUGAGAGCUCGUGAUUUAGAUGUAGACAAAGCUUCAACGAUGUUUCUCAAGUACUUGAAAUGGAAACAUUCAUUUGUUCCAAAUGGUUCUGUUUCCCCUUCAGAGAUCUCUGAUGAUCUUGCACAGGAAAAGAUGUAUGUUCAAGGAGUGGAUAAAAAGGGUCGACCUAUAACUGUUGCUUUUGCUGCUAAACAUUUUCAAAACAAAAAUGGUUUGGAUGCAUUCAAACGAUAUGUGGUUUUUGCUCUUGAGAAACUAUGUUCAAGGAUGCCAGCAGGGGAAGAAAAGUUUCUUGCAAUUGCAGAUAUUAAGGGAUGGGGAUAUGCAAACAGUGACAUUCGUGGAUACCUUGGUGCUCUAACCAUUCUACAAGAUUACCAUCCAGAGAGAUUAGGAAAAUUGUUCAUAGUCCAUGCACCUUAUAUGUUCAUGAAAGUAUGGAAACUUAUUUACCCUUUCAUUGAUGACAAUACCAAGAAGAAGAUAGUAUUUGUUGAGACUAAGAAGCUGAAAUCAACAUUGCUUGAAGAGAUUGAUGAGAGUCAACUCCCAGAGAUAUAUGGAGGCCAACUUGCAUUAGUUCCAAUACAGGAUUCCUGAUUAAAUUAUCACAGGCAAAUGAACAAGGUGAAGCCAACACAUACGAAGAAAAAACACACACCAUUUUUUAUGUGUUUGUUAUUUAAGUUUGUUUUUCAUGAUGAUUGCAUUGCAUCUAGAGGUUAAAUAGUACAUAUUGGAACAAUUCAUGUGUGCUUAAUGCUUAUAACAGGCCACUUUAGUUAGUACAUGACCUUGUUCUCUGUCUGCUAUAAAUUGCAGAAUGUAAUCAUCUAUUACAUAUUUCUUUAAUUUAAAGCAUAUAUAGCACACAAUGAAUAAAUUCUUCACUAGUAUUACUUAAGAA